UCAAUUCAACAAACACAUAUACACCUAUACAUACACACACAUAUAUAUAUAUACACCCACUUUCAUUUAAAGGAUUUAAAACAAUUCAAGAACCUCUAACAGAUUGGAUUUUUCUACAAUGGAUCCGUGUCCUUACGCUCGAAUAAUCGUCGGAAGUCUAGCCUUAAAGUUUUCCGGCGCCGGCGCCGGAGCUGCUCCGGCGGCUUACUGCAAGAUUAAACUGAAAAAUAACCCGACCCAGAUAGCGGAAAUUACUUCUAUCACAGAUGGUGAAGUGAAUGAUCAAGUUCAAGGGUGUUUUAAUUUGAAAAAAUCGGAGUUUGAGAAAGCGAAUUUGUUAAAGAUUGAGGUGUAUUCGGGUCGGGUCAAGAAUAAACCGGUUUGUGGAUUCGGGUCGGGUAAGUUGUUGGGGAUUGUGACGGUGGGUUUGGAUAGUGAGUCGGUUUGUCAGAAUGGGUGGGUUGAUAUUGGUGAUGGGAAGAUGGUUCAAUUGCAUUUGAGUAUUCGGGUCGAACGUGACCCGAGAUUCGUAUUUGAGUUUGAUGGUGAACCCGAAUGUAGCCCGCAAGUUUUUCAAGUUAAUGGGAAUGUCCGCCAAGCUGUUUUCACUUGUAAAUUCAGUUUCAGAAAUAACAGAGAACACAAUUUGAGAUCCGACUCGUCUUUAUCGGAAUCAAAAAACGGAAAAAGUUGGUUGAAAUCGAUAAGAAGUGAAAAAGAAAAGCCGGUGAACGAGAGAAAAGGAUGGUCAGUAACUAUCCAUGAUCUCUCGGGAUCGCCCGUUGCGAUGGCGAGUAUGGUAACACCGUUUGUCCCAUCAAACGGGACAAACAGUGUCAGCCGGACGAAUCCAGGUGCUUGGCUGGUACUCAGACCAGGCCACAACACCUGGAAGCCGUGGGGCCGUUUAGAGGCCUGGAGGGAGCCUAAACAAAAAGACUCCCUCGGUUACCGGUUUGAGCUACUUCCUGAUGCAACGAUCAGUGGGCUCGACCCGGUAACUUUAUCGACAUCCACAAUAAAUUCAAAAACGGGUGGAAAGUUUGUUAUUGACAUGAGUAAUGGGAGUUCGCCCAUGUCAACCCCAAACGGGAGUUUCGGGUCCGGGUCAGGAUCCGGGUCGGAGUUUGAAUUCGGGUUGUGGGCACAUUUGAUGUACCAAGGGUUUGUGAUGUCAUCAUCGGUUGGGGAGAAGCCGGAGGUUGAAGUAGGGGUACAGCACGUGACAUGCACGGAGGAUGCGGCUGCGUUUGUUGCAUUGGCGGCUGCUAUAGAUUUGAGUGUGGAUGCUUGCCAGCCGUUCUCUAGGAAACUCCGAAAGGAACUAAGGCAUGACGGCGAAUGAUUAGUCUUUUGUUUUGUUUGAAUUUUUGUUUCUUGAAUCUUCUAGAAAAGAGUGUACAGUCAAAGAAAGUCAAAUUUCAUAUUUGUUUUGCUGAGUGUUGUUAUUGGGGAGAUCGAUGAUUGUUUUGUACAGUUUAUUAGUUUUUGGAGAAACCAAUUUUUAGAUGGUUUGAUUAUUAAAAAGAUUCAUGAUUUUGAGAA
Molecule: messenger RNA, 1545 nt
Organism: Erigeron canadensis
Lineage: Eukaryota; Viridiplantae; Streptophyta; Magnoliopsida; Asterales; Asteraceae
Exons: 2
Coding region: 119-1345 (408 amino acids)
Source: RefSeq, a predicted model, not a curated record